GAAGGCUUGGAUUCCUUGGCAAAAAUGGGAGCCACAUCCAGAAAAUUUUUGUCUCAUGUAAAAUUGCACAUUUGGGCGUGGUAUGGGAGAAUAUUCGUAAGGUAAUUCGAAAAAUGGCUGCGUCAAAUCGACGUGGGAAGGAUGUGCAAAAGUCCAAAGGGAAGAAUAGUGUUAAAUCCAAAACCGCUCCCAGAACGGCACAUAAACCCGACAGCGUCAAAAGCAGUGGGAAAUCCUCAAGCAAAGGCGCGAGAACGACGAGGAUACUCUCUGCUUCUGAUGAUAGAAAUAGUAGAUUGUUGCUGGAAGCGACACAGCUACCAAUUUCACUCCAGCAAUUGCUUCUCAACGUUUUCCAAUCGGGCCUCUGCUCUGAUAGAGCUUGCGAGCCAGAUCCACUGUCACGGCCUCUAUCAGAACUGGUCCAAAUAUUGAAGACCCAUCUUUAUAAUCGCGACUUUUUGUCUGCCUUUGCCGAUGCGAAUGAAGAGUUGCUCAAAGCAUACGCCCUGCGUUGGAGCGCAGGAAGGGCGUUAGGUUACGCAGGGAUAUUUGCAUCUGUUCUCGAGAUGAUUAUUCAGCAUCGCAUUGCGGGUGCUGGAAGCGACACAAUUGGGCAGCAUAUCGUCUGUAUUGGAGGCGGUGCGGGAGCAGAGAUCGUCGGGUUGGCUGCGGCAUGGAGAUGGCUGAAUGAUGGGGGCCUUGGGCGCAUAUCCAGUGCCUCAGGAGCUGCCUCAGAAGCCGCCUCAGAAGCCGUCAACUCGAAUCGCGAAGCCGGAAUUUCUUCGCUGGGAAUUGAAAUGCAGUCCGCAAACAUCCCAGAUAUCGACCAUUCCGAAGAGGAUCGAGUUGACGGCGCUAAUACGAAACCUUCAGGCCAGCACCCGUUCCAAGACCUGUCAAUCACGUCUAUUGAUAUUGCAGACUGGUCUUCCCUUGUGAACACCUUAAACAAAGCUAUGUUGUCUGAGUCUAUACCAUCGUCUAAAGCUUGUCCUGCGCCGUUGGUUUCUUGCAAGGGUACGCGGAGUCCAGGGGAUGGGCGAUUUCGUGUCUUUUUUAAGAAAGCGGACGUAUUGAGCCUCACAGAUCAGGAACUGUUUUCCUUGCUAACUCCACCAUCGAACGACAUCAAUGGCGAUAUGGACUUGGAUAAAAUAACGAUGGAUCGAAACGAAGCUAUGCUGGUUACUCUGAUGUUCACUUUAAACGAGCUGUUCUCCACCUCGAUACCAAAGACGACAGCAUUCCUACUUCGGUUAACGGAUAUGCUACGCCCUGGGACAAUACUGCUCGUUGUUGAUAGUCCCGGAAGUUAUUCAACCGUCACCUUUGCUACUAAAAGCGGGCGUCCCACGCAACAAUCGUCUACAUCCAGUACAUCCCUUCCUUCCGACGAAGACGGUACAACGCGUCAAGAUGUCAAUGUAUCUGCAGAUAAUACAAAAAAACAGAGGAACUACCCAAUGCGUUUUCUUCUUGACCAUGCUCUGCUUUCCGUAGCUGAUGGCAAUUGGGCACGCGUUGUGUCAGAUGAUUCUCGGUGGUUCCGGAGGGAUGCGUCCCUAUUAAAAUAUCAAGUUGGUGAUGGAAUUGGCUUGGAGGAUAUGAGAUUCCAAAUCCAUGUCUAUCGGCGGUUAAAGAGCUGACAGCAGACGUCGCACAGAGGCAAAUACUUUUGGUACAUGUUCAAGGUAGAGAAAAUGGCACGAAACUUUUCUUGAAGCAAUAAUGGUAUCUGGAAUUAAGGGCAUAACGAAUUAUAAGCUCACAUAAACAGGAGGUUAUUAUCAGAACUUGACCAAAGAAAAGUGGUCGAGUCUGGAUUUAAUCCAUAUUAGAUGAAACACAAUAAUCAAAUUGAAGAGUUAGAAAGGGCUAUAUUUCGAUUUCAAAAAAGCAGAUACUCAUUGCCAUCGUCAUCAUCAUCGUCGCUGCUAUUAUUAAUCACCUCACCACACCCCUUCCAUUUGGCCUCUAGUGCACGAGUCAUCGCAGGCCUGCGGCUCUCUUUUGUUUCCCAUAGUUCCAGCGGACCGUCUUUCGCUCUAUGAACCAACAAAUUUUUAACUUCCGACUCCUUGACGCUUUUUAUCAAGCUCUCAAAGACUUUGGUGAGCCGUAGGAGAACCUUUUCGUUUUCCAUUUCCCAAGCAUCAAUCCUUUCCUUCAUCGGCAUGACCAGAAUGUGAUCUCGGUCGAAGAACCCGUCGUCAUGAUAACCAACGACAAAAUUUGGAAUCUGACGCGCCCAUAAGCGUGGUAGAGAUUCAGGCAUACUUAUUUCCCUCCUGCGGAUACGGGUUUUCACGUCAAAUACGGCGGACUGUGGCACAUCAAAUCCGGCAUGUUGGAGCUUCAAAGUCGCGGUAUUCCCAGAACCUAUUUUCCCAAUUGUGACGGAUUCUGUAUUUUGAGAAAGGACAUCCAUGUCACUGAGUCCUUUCUGGCUUGUUGGCGUCUUCUUUUCUUGCGUUUUCACCUCGAUCCCUAUCAUCCCACCCAAAUACCCAUCUGCUUCAAAGCGGACGAGGAAGGUGAGGCCGCCAAAUUCGUAACGAAUGAUUCGUUGGUUGGUUGCUGAGCCUUUCACACUUUUAUGCCAACUGGUAUAUGCUUCAGGGAAUGUGUGUCCAUAUCCGUAGACACCUUGGAUCAGCUCCUUGGGCGUACGUUCCUUACGCACCAAGAAAAGAGUGUCCCCCACUCGAUGGACAAAGCACUGGAACUCCCAUUCGGCUGACGAGGCAAAUUUGAAAAGACAUCCCAUCAUUCCGGCACAGGUAACGAUGUUGAUCGUUUUACCGUUAAAUUUGGGAUUCCGAUCGAAUACAGCUCGGAUUGCAGGCUCGAUUGGGUAUUUCGGCCAUCUCGCGCUGUUUGGCUCCCGAAAGUAAUCGCCUGCGUCUUCUUUGAGCUGCACGCCCCCUCUCAACGGAGUCCACUUCGGGGGCGCUCCUGAAAUGAAUUUAACCCCUAGGAGUCAGUGAUAUGAGCACAAAGCAACUGGGAAUUUACCGACCUGGGAUUAGUAUAGUUGGUAUCUUGCUAUCCAACCAAUUAUACGAUCCGACCAAUUCGGUUCCUGUGAUUCUCGGGGAUUGAGUUCCGACGCUGGCUGAUGUAUCAACGGUUAUCGAGGCGACUAAUGUGCCACUGGGUUGAUCAAGGGGAGGUGGUUUUUCUACUUUACCCAUCGCCGUGUACUGAACAACUCUGUUAGGCUGCCAGGUUCUGGUCGUGCCACUCACAGCAGAUUUUGCUCCCAUUCCUCUUCUAUUCCUGAUCCCUCCCCAGUCGAAACUCUCUCUUGGAUCUGCCAUGUUUCCUGCAGUGGUAGCUCAUAUAUAUAGGUUUUUUUUUUGGCUUUAUCACUUUGAGCUGUGAAAGAAGAAAGCCCUUUGAGGCACGCAGCCAGCGCAAGUGUCCCUUUCUAUCCUUGCACAUACUUCCCGCGGCCACUAAAUCAUGGACACGAAUUUUCUUAUAGCCUUGUGACAAGAGGCUUUAUUGAGAUGCGCUACAGACCACUCAAUUCACUGCCACUUCGUGUGUCUGAGCGCUGUUGCAUACAGGAGGCCUCAAACAGUUUUUCUUGCGAAUAGAGAUAUAUCCGUAGAUUGGCGGCUGCCAACGGCUGGUUCUAAUUGGCUGCUUGUAGGUGCCGCGUUUGGAUGGGUGACUCGCAUCGCCUAUGGAGAACUAGAGGUUGCUGCUCUGCUUCACUUCUUUGCAGUUUGGCGGUCCGGGAUAUAAUUGGACGUUUGAAAGCCUGUGGGAUAUACGCAUGACUGACUGACACUAACACUCCUGCUCUAGCACGGGGAAGAGACCGUACUGGAAACUGACAGCCUUGGAAGACAUGGAUAAUUCAUGGAAUCUUUGGGUUAUUUUACCUUAUGGCAGGCAGAUGGGCGCUUUUACAUGAAGAUACAGUAUUAUUUCGAUGCCAGCCUGACAAUUCCGUGGCUCUACUGGAUUGAAGCCUGCACCCUUGUCGAUUUAUUUCAGUUGCCUAAAUGUACGACCUGUGAAGGAAGGGUUCGGAAAAUAUUGUUUCUAUUUCUUGAUUUGCUAGGUUAAAUUCGGGCUCACAAUAGAAUUCGAUAAAAUGAAUUAUCUAGCAUUUUUUGAGGCUUAACAACAUUCCGGAACAUUUCUCGUGGCUGUCCUUCCCGACCUAUUGCUCUAGUUAACCAAGACUAUGACUAUUUUUG
Molecule: messenger RNA, 4217 nt
Organism: Blastomyces dermatitidis ER-3
Lineage: Eukaryota; Fungi; Ascomycota; Eurotiomycetes; Onygenales; Ajellomycetaceae
Product: 25S rRNA (uracil2843-N3)-methyltransferase
Exons: 1
Coding region: 114-1649 (511 amino acids)
Source: RefSeq, a predicted model, not a curated record